CCAAGUGCAUACCUAUUCACACGGGAACCAGAACCAGUCGCAGUCGCAGUCGCAGUUACAGCCACAGACACCGCAAACCGAGUUUUGUUAAUACAUCAGCGGCUGCAACAACACCGAAAACAACAACAAAACAAUAGAAAUAACCCAGAGACCGCGGUAGAGUUCUAAGUUUUAAGGGUCUCUGCGAUGGGCAAGAAAGACAAGAACAAGGAACCGGCGGACGCUGCACCAGCUGGCGAUGCACCACCUGCUGGACCUCCAGCAGGCGAGGGAGGCGAUGGCGAGAUUGUGGGCGGACCACACAAUCCGCAGCAGAUUGCGGCACAGAAGCGUCUCCAGCAGACGCAGGCGCAGGUCGAUGAGGUCGUCGACAUUAUGCGCACAAACGUCGAGAAGGUGCUGGAGCGCGAUAGCAAGCUGUCGGAGUUGGACGAUCGCGCCGAUGCCUUGCAGCAGGGCGCCUCGCAGUUCGAGCAGCAGGCGGGCAAGCUCAAGAGGAAAUUCUGGCUCCAGAACUUGAAGAUGAUGAUCAUAAUGGGCGUGAUUGGCCUGGUUGUCGUGGGAAUCAUUGCAAAUAAGCUGGGACUCAUAGGCGGAGAGCAGCCACCGCAGUACCCUCAGUAUCCACAGUACAUGCCGCCACCGCCGCCACAGCAGCAGCAGCCAGCCGCCGCCGGAGGACAGUCGGCGCUGGUCGAUGGAGGAGCCGGCACCGGAGCCGGGGCCGGGGCCUAUCCGGAGCAUGGCGGCGCAUAAGUAAUUCUGGACGGCAUUUACCUGUAAAGCCAAGCAAAGAACGUUUCUUGAUUACACACAAAAACAAACAAAAAUAUAAUCUGCAAAACCCAAGAACCGACAAAAAAACUCCCCCCCAAAGGGAAAACUCAGUUAUACUAGAAAAAUCUCGAGAAUUGCAAAGAAGUCAAUAAAAUAAUAUGUUUUCCCACUUAAAAGACGACGAACAUGACGGCUUUGAGUAAAUGCAGUCAUAAUAUUAACACUAAAUCUAAAUCUAAAGAACGCUCCGGACAAAAUGAAGUUGUUGCUAAUUUGUUUAUGGUUACAUUAUUUCAUGCAUAAAAAGGUAUAUAUAAAGAUAAAUAUAAAUAUAUAAAUAUAUAUGGGUACUUGAAUAUUUACGAGUAAAUCUAACAAAACAACUAGUAAACUAUGCUAUAUAACUACGACUAUAUUGUACUUAACAUGUAUGUAUGUAUCUCGGGGCUGGGCCGGUGCGAGGCCAGCGCGAGGACCGGGCCUGGUCGCUCCCGAUAAUAGCAACUCUUUGAACUCAGUUUCCUUAGCAAAUCUACUAGUAUCGAUUUCGAACAGUUUUUCGGAACAAAGCCCAAAGCAAAGAAGACACUCCCGAGAACGAAACCAAAUCAAAGCUUUUGUUCCUAAGUAAAAGUUACGCAAAAUAUAAAUAUUUGAAGUGUAUAAUCCAAAAAAAAAACCAAAAACCAAAAAAGAAAAAGAACAACAACAACAGCAAAAUCGAGCAAUUGAUUAAUGUAUUGUAUUCGUAAAACUUUAUGUGCAACCCAGAAUAUUGAGGAGCUAAAUGUAGUAGCGGAAUGAACAGAAACCAAAGAGAAGAGGAAGGGAAACAAAGAGAAUGGAAAGGAAAAGAAAGGAAAAGAAAAGGAUAAGGAUGAUGGAGGAUACUAGUGAAAAUAUACAAAAGAAAACCAAAAACCAAAGAAUGAGAAUUAGUUUGCAGUUAUAUGUUGUCUGAAUUAUUGUGCAAUCAUUAUUGUUGUGUUUGAAAUAAAGACACAAGAUCGAGGAUCGAGGAUCGAGAAGGAUCCGAUUCGGUUGAAAGAUGAAACCAGACAGUUCAACGAUUAAAUUAAGCGCUAGACACACAAUAUGUUGGUUAUGACCAGUUUUAUUUGACAGAAGAAGCAGAAACAGAAGAAGACAGACAGAAGCAUAUGUAUGUAUAUUUCAAUGUUAUAAGUAAUAAACGAAAGCGGAUACAUAGGGCCUACUAUAUGUAUAGGCAUUCAUAUAUGUAUGUGUAACGUGUAACGAUAUGAUAUUUAGAUCUCACACACUCCACUCCACUCCACUCCACGCCACCCCGAACCACGAACCCCGAAACCCAAACCUCCACCUCCACCUCAGACCCAUUCCGAUCGAGUAGUAACCAACUUUGAGACAACACUCUUAGCACAUAUUGUACUUACCUUGUUCUAAAAAUACGAACGUAUAUUAACAAUUAAUGUAUUAACUAAUUGAUUCAAGAAGCGCCUGCCCAAAGUGCUUUGCCUACUAACAAAAUAAGGCACAAACAAAAUCGAAACUACUUAAAACAAAAACAAAAACUAAAACGAAAACGAAGACAACAACAAAAACAAAAACAAAAACAAAAACAGGAAAACAAAUGAAUAUGAAAAUGAAAAUGAUAAUGAAAAACGGGGAGAACCGAAAUCUAAGACCCAAAGUGCAGGUAUUUUUAGCAAUAUUCGUAGCGUGUACAAUAUGUCGCCCUUAAAGCUUAAUCAAAUCUCGUUCAAUGUCCAUUACUACUACAAUAUCACCAAAACACCCACAAACACUCACACACACACACACACACCUUUCACAUGCAUAUAACCAUUACCAACUACGGAAUCAAUAUAAUAAUCAAUGAAAAAUG
Messenger RNA from Drosophila pseudoobscura, 2644 nucleotides. RefSeq names its product neuronal Synaptobrevin (gene nSyb). Gene Ontology annotation, molecular function: SNAP receptor activity; syntaxin binding. Gene Ontology annotation, biological process: vesicle-mediated transport; vesicle fusion. Lineage: Eukaryota; Metazoa; Arthropoda; Insecta; Diptera; Drosophilidae. Bases 187 to 756 code for a protein of 189 amino acids. Gene Ontology annotation, cellular component: SNARE complex; plasma membrane. The transcript is spliced from 6 exons. The record is from RefSeq and is a predicted model, not a curated record.